Molecule: messenger RNA, 1962 nt
Organism: Adineta steineri
Lineage: Eukaryota; Metazoa; Rotifera; Eurotatoria; Adinetida; Adinetidae
Source: the annotation of a GenBank genome assembly
AUGGUAGAUAGUAACAAACGAGUGUUUUGGCAUUUUACAUUUAAAGACGUAUUAACUAUUCUAUGUUCCGCUGCUAUACCCAUAGCCCUGGCUAUUUAUACUGCAAUUGGAUCUCAACAACAAAAACGAGAAGCGGAAAAAACACGACAGUUUGAUUUGGAACAAGCUGAAAAAUUAAGACAACAAAUACUUUAUGAUGAAUUUUUAAAUAACAUUCUUAAAUUGGAUAAUUAUGGUCAUUUGAAGGAAAGAAAAAAUCCAUGGGCAUUUGCCAACGCAUAUUAUCGUGCUGCUGAUCGUCAAUGGGAUACAAUACGUAAAGCAGAUGUUUUAAAGUUCCUUAAAGAAAAGCAACUAAUUGGUAGAAAUAAUUGUACUAAUGGAUGUAAAACGACAAAACUAGAUGAUAUAAUUCGUUUAAAUGAAUUAAAUUUUGAUAAUGUACGUCUGGCAAGUCAAACAGGUGUAUUAAAUAAGUUGGAUUUACAAUGCAUUUCUUUUGAUCAGAUAUCAAUGUCAAAUGGGGAGUUUUCAUUUGUUAAUUUAAAUGGUGUAUCAUUUGAUAGAGCACGGUUAGAUAAUGUGAAAUUUGAUGGUUCAUCUUUACUUUGUGCCAGUUUUAUUGGUGUAAAUCUGUCUGGAGCAGAUUUUACAAACUCAGAUCUGACAGGUGCACACUUUUCGAACAGUGAUUUAUCAGGAGCUAAGAUAACAAAAGAUCAAAUAAACCAGGCAUCUUUUGAUAAUGUAAUUAUGCCAAACGGAGAGAAAAGUGAGAUUACAUCAUCAACGGCAACAAAAAAACCUAUAAGACAAACAACAACAAUAAUAAAAACAAAAAUGCCGACAACUACACCAUCAUCAUCAACAUCAUCAUUAUCAACAUCAUCAUCAACAGAAGAAACAUCAUGGACAGCAACAUCAAUCGCUUAUAAAAGUAUAUUUCUUAAUCAAACUACGUACGAAGUUGGUAAAGGUCCAUGGUCAGUAGCAGUAGCUGAUGUGAACAGCGACAAUAAACCCGAUAUUGUUACUACAAGUUUGGAUUUAAACACCGUCAGUGUUCUUCUCAAUACAGGCAACGGCACUUUUUCUCCUCAAACUACUUACUCAGUGGGUGUAUAUCCACGAUCAGUAGCAAUAGCCGAUGUGAACAACGACAGUAAACCCGAUAUUGUUACUGCAAACCAGGCUUCAAACACCGUCAGUGUUCUUCUCAACGUAGGCAACGACAACUUUUCUCCUGAAACUAAUUACUCAGUUGGUGCAACUCCAAUGCCUGUAGCAAUAGCCGAUGUGAAUAGCGACAACAAACUCGAUAUUGUUAUUGCAAAUCAGGGUUCAAACACCGUCGGUAUUCUUCUCAACACAGGUAAUGGCACUUUUUCUGCUCAAAUUACUUAUUCAGUUGGUAAAGGUCCAACGUCAGUAGCAGUAGCCGAUGUAAACAAUGACAAUAAAUCUGAUAUUGUCACUGCAAAUUUGUUUUCAAACACCACCAGUGUUCUUCUCAAUAUAGGCAACGGCACUUUUUCUCCUCAAACUACUUACGCAGUUGAUGAAAGUCCAGUGUCAGUAGCAGUAGUCGAUAUGAACAACGACAAUAAACCUGAUAUUGCCACUGCAAAUAGAGAUUCAAACACCACCAGUGUUCUUCUCAACACAGGCAAUGGCAAUUUUUCUCAUCAAGUUACUUACGAGGUUGGUGCAAGUCCUCAUUCAGUAGCAGUAGCCGAUGUGAAUAGCGACGAUAAACUCGAUAUUGUCACCGCAAAUCAAGGUUCAAACACCAUCAGUCUUCUUCUCAACGUAGGCAGCGGUAUUUUUUCUCGUCAAACUACUUACGCAGUUGGUCAAGGUCCAGUGUCAGUAGCAGUAGGCGAUGUGAAUAAUGACAAUAAACCCGAUAUUAUCGUCGCAAACUAUAGGGGAAAUACCGUUAGUGUUCUCCUGCAAUCUUAA